Molecule: messenger RNA, 1096 nt
Organism: Selaginella moellendorffii
Lineage: Eukaryota; Viridiplantae; Streptophyta; Lycopodiopsida; Selaginellales; Selaginellaceae
Product: diaminopimelate epimerase 1
Exons: 10
Coding region: 6-1022 (338 amino acids)
Cellular component (GO): cytoplasm; cytosol
Molecular function (GO): diaminopimelate epimerase activity
Source: RefSeq, a predicted model, not a curated record
GAAGCAUGGCUGCCGCUUCUCAACGUUGGGCUCCUUGUUGUGGCAUUUCUUCGUUGCGCAAGGCCAGGAACGAUGCAAGGCCAAGCGUGAGAAUGGCGGUCCAGCACAAGCCAUUGGGUCACUUGGCAUCGACGAGAAAGAGCUCUCGGGGAAGCUUGGAGUUUUCCAAGUACCAAGGUCUGGGAAACGACUUUGUUCUUGUGGAUAAUCGCGAGUCUCCCGAACCAAAACUCUCCAAAGAAGAUGCCGUAAGGAUUUGCAACCGAAACUUUGGAGUCGGGAGCGAUGGAGUCAUUCUCGUCAUGCCUGGCGUCCAUGGCUGUGACUACACAAUGCAUAUCUAUAACCCCGACGGCAGCCAACCAGAGAUGUGUGGCAAUGGGAUUCGUUGUAUGGCUCGAUUCAUAGGAGAACUCGAGGGAAGAACAAUAACGAGCAAUCGAAGUUAUAAAAUACACACAGGAGCUGGGACUAUCAUUCCAACGUUGAAAGAGGACGGCCAGGUGCUAGUAGACAUGGGAAUACCGAUUCUCAAUGGAAACAGGAUUCCAACUUUGCUGCCCGGGCAUUUUGAUGGAACUGUCAUCCAAAAGCCACUCGAGGUGGACGGCAAGACGUGGCUUGUGACUUGUGUGAGCAUGGGAAAUCCACACUGCGUAACCUUUGGAGAAGAACACGAAGAGCAUUUGUUUGAUCUUAGUACUUUGCCCCUGGAGAAGAUCGGCCCCCUGUUUGAAAACCAUGAAAAGUUUCCCCAGAAAACAAAUGCAGAGUUUGUGGAAGUGAUCUCUCUUUCUCAUUUAAAAGUUCGAGUGUGGGAGAGAGGCGCAGGGAUCACCUUGGCUUGUGGAACGGGUGCUUGUGCUGCCUUUGUGGCCGCUGUGCUGGAAGGAAGAGCUAAAAAGAACUGCAUUGUGGAUUUGCCCGGGGGCAAAUUGGAAGUGGAAUGGAGAGCGUCGGAUCACCACGUCUACAUGAGUGGGCCUGCUGAGCAUGUCUUUACGGGCACUCUGGUCUUGUAAUAUUUUAAUUAGCGACAUUGUGUUUAAGCUUGACUGCAAAACCUAAAGGAAAGGUUGUUCACACACAAUAUUAA